Cooperia oncophora is the source of this 330-nucleotide messenger RNA. The record is from the annotation of a GenBank genome assembly. Lineage: Eukaryota; Metazoa; Nematoda; Chromadorea; Rhabditida; Trichostrongylidae.
AUGAGAGUUUUUAAAAUCACAAAUCGUCCACAAGAGCUACGCAAAUGUUUCGACGAUAAGGACGAACUUCUCCAAGGGUUCCUGAUGUGCUUGGAGCAGAAAAUGGAUGGUUGUGUCGCUGAUAGAAACGGUCCACAAAUUCAAAAAACAAACAUCAACUCGUUGUUCGCAAUCGGCGAGCAUAAAAUUGCCAACCAUUCAGCAGCUGUGCAGUCAAUAAUCGCCCCGAUAAGGCAUGUCGUAAAUGCUGCUGGGGAAUUCGCCAAAUGCAUCAAGGACUGUUUCCUACAGAAGAAUGCCCACGGAUUCUGCUUUGACAGGAAGAAGUAA